Molecule: messenger RNA, 1602 nt
Organism: Strongyloides ratti
Lineage: Eukaryota; Metazoa; Nematoda; Chromadorea; Rhabditida; Strongyloididae
Product: Nicotinic acetylcholine receptor family and Neurotransmitter-gated ion-channel transmembrane domain and Neurotransmitter-gated ion-channel family and Neurotransmitter-gated ion-channel ligand-binding domain and Nicotinic acetylcholine-gated receptor, transmembrane domain-containing protein
Exons: 10
Coding region: 1-1602 (533 amino acids)
Biological process (GO): nervous system process; regulation of membrane potential; chemical synaptic transmission
Cellular component (GO): postsynaptic membrane; synapse; neuron projection
Molecular function (GO): acetylcholine-gated monoatomic cation-selective channel activity; transmembrane signaling receptor activity
Source: RefSeq, a predicted model, not a curated record
AUGUUGUACUCAAGCUUACUUAAGGAUUAUAAUCAUUUAACUCGUCCAGUUGAAAAAGGAAAUUUAUCUGUUGUUGUUAAUGUUGGUCUUUUAAUGCAUCAAAUAAUUGAUGUUGAUGAAAAAAAUCAACAAAUUGAGCUACAUGGUCAAUUAAAUAUUACAUGGAUUGAUAAAAGAUUAUCAUGGAAUUAUAAUCAGUAUGACGGUAUAAGAAAAUUAAGAUUUCCUAAAAAUGUUCUUUGGACUCCUGAUUUACUACUAUAUAAUAGUGUUUCAGAAGAAUUUGAUACAUCAUUUCCUGUUAAUAUUUUAGUAAAUUAUGAUGGAACUAUAAUAUGGCAACCACCAGCUAUAUUAAAAUUUAGUUGUUCAAUGAAUAUUGUCUUUUUUCCAUUUGAUAAACAGCAUUGUACAAUGAAAUUUGGUUCAUGGACAUAUGAUGGAAGUAAAGUGGAAUUGCAAACUCAUCCUGAAAUAUUUGAUACAACAAUGUUGAUUGAAAAUGCAGAGUGGUCUUUAAUUGAAAAGCAUGCUAUUCAAAAUAUUCAGUAUUAUAAAUGCUGCCCAGAACCAUAUUAUGAUGUUGUAUUUAAAUUUACACUUCAACGGAAAACGCUAUAUUACGGAAUCAAUCUUAUUAUACCAUGCCUAGUUAUUACAUUAAUGACAUUAAUUGGCUUUAUAUUCCCUUCAGAAGCUGGUGAAAAAACAAGCUUACAAAUAUCUAUUAUGUUGUCCAUUUGUAUUUUUCAAAAUUAUGUAUCUGAUAUGUCACCACCUUCUUCAGAUUCAGUUCCAUUUUUAGGUAUGUUUUUUAUAUAUUGUCUUUUAUAUCUUGCUGGGUCAAUUGUCGCAACUACAAUAACAUUAGCUGUUCACAAUCGUUCACCAAAAAGUCAUUUUCUUUCAUAUAUGAUGAUUAAAAUAUUAUCCAAAUGGCUGCCAUAUUUUUGUAUGUUAAAACGACCACCUACUCGUUUAUGUAACAUAAAUGAAAAUAAAAAUGAAUAUAUAAAUGAAGAAAGAAAAAAAAUUGAAUAUUUACAAAUUUUAGAUGUCAUUAAUGAAUGUUCUAAAGAUAAUUGUAUUAAUGAAGAUGAUUUAGUUCAAUUGUUAUUAUUAGAAGAAAUAUUAAAUAAUAUAAAUGAAUAUAAAAAAGUAUUUGAAAAAAAUCAUGAUGAUUAUAUUGUUGAAAAAGACUAUGAAUUUAUGGCUAUUGUAAGUGAUCGUGCUUGUUUACUGAUUUCUUCAUUGUUUAUUGUAAUUUCAACCGUAACUUUUUUUAUUUCUGUAAUAAUGCAGCAAAAAUUUAUUUUUUUAACGUUUGCUUUAUCUUUAAUUUUUAUUACUUUGCUCAUUCCGUCACAUGUUACUACUGGAAAUGUUGUUUCAUUUGACGUUCAUCCAGUUUGUGGUGUUCAUCCUAUGCAGGCAAUUAUAGAUAAACUUAAGGAAGAAGAUUCUGAUUUAGACCAUGAAACAAUUGUUCUUUUAUUAAAAAAAAUAAAAGUUCAUUCACCAAAAGCAUGGAAAAAUUAUCAGAAUACUGUUAAUGCUUACAGAAAUUGCAAACUUAUGGCAACCGGUGGAACAUUAGGAUAA